Molecule: messenger RNA, 330 nt
Organism: Ordospora colligata OC4
Lineage: Eukaryota; Fungi; Microsporidia; Ordosporidae
Exons: 1
Coding region: 1-330 (109 amino acids)
Source: RefSeq, a predicted model, not a curated record
AUGAUAGGAUGUAAUGCAUUAUUAAUGGUAAUGAGGAUUUGUACAGUAUUCAUGAGUAAUUAUGUGAAUGUAAUUAGCAUAGUGAUGAUAGUAAUAAGUGUAGGAAUGCUAAUAACAAGUAUAGUGGUGAUUAUAGAUCCUAAGAUUAAUAAAGGUAAGAAUAACGAGAGUAAGAAGAGUGGUGAAAAGAAUGGGAAUGGUAAAGGUAUAAUGACUAAGAAUGCGAUAUUGAUUGGAUUUACAUGUGUAAUGAUAUUGAGUGGAUGGAUAGCACAGGUUAUGGAUAUGAAUAAGAAUAAUGAAACGAGCAAUGAAAUAAUGCAAGAGUAA